Messenger RNA from Stegastes partitus (bicolor damselfish), 2915 nucleotides. RefSeq names its product sterol O-acyltransferase 2 (gene soat2). NCBI's taxonomy places the organism in Eukaryota, Metazoa, Chordata, Actinopteri, Pomacentridae. Gene Ontology annotation, biological process: cholesterol metabolic process; cholesterol efflux. The transcript has 16 exons. Gene Ontology annotation, molecular function: cholesterol O-acyltransferase activity; cholesterol binding; fatty-acyl-CoA binding. The record is from RefSeq and is a predicted model, not a curated record. The coding region runs from base 150 to 1745 and encodes 531 amino acids. Gene Ontology annotation, cellular component: endoplasmic reticulum membrane.
UUCAGCAGCUCUCGCUCAGUGGGAAUCAUCGAGGAAAACUGUGCCUCUCAUCCUGUGGACCGCUGACUGAGCCCCAGGCUAAAAGUCUGACCAUCUUCUGAAGUCCCAGUUGCUGGUCCUAAUAGUUGUGGCGUCUCCCAGUGGUAACCAUGACAACUACAGAGCGACCUAGCGGCCUCCACCAUCGAAACAUCAAGUCCUGUCAGUCAGAUGACAGUUCCAGCCUCGAUGGAGACCAUGCUAAUGUGCAAGAAGAAGAUCUGAGGCAAUGGAAAAACUAUGCACAGAGGGUGAAGGAGAGAGUACUGGAGCAGGUCCAGGGUCAACUCGGUGAAAUCAUAGACAGAGCUCUUAUUGAUUCCGUCCAGCCGCCCAACCACAGCCAGCCACCAGUUAAUGGAAAGAAAACAAAACAACACUCGUCGGGCUAUCAGAGAAAGGAGGAUGGCAAAGUAUUUGUGGCCAGGGCAUCGCUGUUGGACGACCUGUUUGAGAUCAACCACAUCCGAACCAUCUACCACAUGUUCAUAGCUGUACUCAUCAUCUUCUUUUUAAGCACACUGACUGUUGACUACAUCGAUCAGGGCAGGUUGGUCUUGGAGUUCGACCUGUUAUUCUUUGCCUUUGGGAAGCUGGGAACGGUCACCUGGGCCUGGAUUAUUAUGUUUGUUUACACCCUGUGCGUUCCCUACUACACUCUGGUGCUUUGGGGUUCUUUGUACCACAACUUCCCUUCCAAGUUGGGCCUGUCUCUAGGGACAGGGUUGCUCCUCUCUGCCAUUCAGACCUGCGUGCUUGGACUGUUCCCAGUUUAUGUGGUCAUCCACUACCAGCUACCUCCUGCCUCACGCUUCAUUGUGAUACUGGAGCAGAUUCGAUUCCUGAUGAAAACCUACUCAUUCAUAAGAGAAACGACUCCUGUUAUUAUGAAGAAUACACCAAAGGAAGGAGAAAGUCCAAGGUUCCCAACAUUUUCUAGCUAUUUGUACUUCCUCUUCUGUCCAACGCUCAUCUACAGAGAAUCAUAUCCUCGAAAUAGCCACAUACGAUGGAAAUAUGUUGGUAUUACUGUUCUCAUGCUGUUUGGAUGCCUUUUUUACGGCUACUUUAUCCUGGUGCGUCUUUGUAUUCCCGUCUUCAGACCCGAGACCAACCAGACUUUUAGUAAACGAAAAAUGGUUCUGGCCGUGUUCCACUCUGUCCUUCCAGGUAUAAUGCUCCUUCUGCUGUGUUUCUUUGCCUUCCUGCACUGCUGGCUCAACCUCUUCGGGGAGCUGCUGCGUUUUGCUGACAGGAUGUUCUACAAGGACUGGUGGAACUCUACGUCUUUUGCCAACUACUAUCGUACCUGGAACGUAGUGGUUCACGACUGGCUGUAUUACUAUGGAUACAAAGACAUCCUCUGGCUGUCAAAAAGGAAAUUCCGAACAGCUGCCAUGCUCUCCGUUUUCAUCGUCUCUGCUGUCGUCCAUGAGUACGCUUUAGGCAUGGGAUUUGGCUUCUUCUAUCCCGUCAUGUUCAUUCUCUUUGCAGUCUUUGGAGUGGUGUUCAACUUUACCUUGAAUGACAAGCGACAGAGUCCCGUGUUCAACAUCAUUAUGUGGAUGUGUCUCCUCCUCGGUCAAGGUGUCCAGGUGUGUCUGUACUGCCAGGAGUGGUACGCCCAGAUACACUGCCCACGGAUGGGGGAUAGUCUGUGGGAGCUGCUGUGGCCUCGAUCUUGGGCCUGCAGCUACAAGAGAUGAAGCUGCUUUUCCUCCUGGGCUGGAUGAAUUAAUGAUGCACGUUUGAAAUUCAAGGUGGAGCUCUGAACUGAUUGAACAUCGGAGAGAGCAAUGAGGGACAGCGGCUUGAAAAGGCUUGUAAAUAAGAUUUCUGUGUACAGAAGUUUUAUCAUGGUCAAGAUGUGAUCAUCACUUUUAUUCAGUUGUGAUGUUGUCCAUAUGUCACUGAAUUAUUUCAGGUUUUUAUUUACACUAGUGUUAUUAUUUAGUUGUUAAUAUUUCUGGCUUUGUGAAACUUUUUUUCUCUGUGUAACAGAGUUUUUAUCAUGUGAUAGAAUAUCAUACAUUAAUUAUUAAGUGCAGCGUUUCGUGAAAUUACGUUAUUUUCACCAUUCUGUUUGCGUACAGAUCAAGCAAUCAUGAUACAACAUGCUGUUUUCGGGAGCUUUAGACGAGCCAGGGGUUUUCACCCACAGAUGGAGCAAAUCCAGCUGUUUCCUCAUUUCAAUUGUUUUUUAUUUCUAUGCAAAACUAGGUUGGUCAUGUCCAUAAUAAUAUACAGGGCGAAAAUAUGUACCGUAUGUAAGCUAUAGAAGAUCUUAAUUUAUAACCCUAAACUCUCUAAAUGUAAUAAUUGUAAUUGUUAAAUAUAUUUAAAUGUAAUACAAAGCCUCGAUGGCCUCAGACCAAAGACCAAUUUUAUUGUAGAUAAGAUGUUUAAUUGCAUUUUUAUUUCUAACGUAUUUAUAUUAAACCCAGCCAUGGCUAUAACCUGAAAUGAGAGCAUUAGCGUCUUAAAGAUUUGUAUGUAAGAUUGACAGGUCAAAUGAGGGACAACUUUAAAUCAAGCCUGACAUGCUGGGUGAGUUGCAUGUUUAAUUCUGCCUCGGUUGACAUGUAGCUGGCAGGGAUUGGUCAGUAUAGUAGGUAUGUUGCACCAAUCAACUACAGGCUGUACGGUGUCUUAUCAGUAGGCCACAAAGCCUCUGUGUCUGCCUGCAAUGUCAUACAGGAAGGAGAGGAUUAAGGCUGGUACAGUGUUUGCAUUAGUGAUGUAAUGCUCUGUAAACUGAUAUACUGUAAUGCCAUGGGAGCUCAGAGAGGCAGUUUUUGAGGCAGCAUCAGAACAGGAAUUGCAUACAUUUUUUCUCUACAUUUGAUGCAGUAAAUAAAAUCCAUCUGUUUCUUGUA